AUGGAGCAACAAAACCAGGCUGCAGGCCAGCCAUCGCAAUCUGCUCGUCAGAACCUCAUGCACCAUCAACCAGCGUCAUCACAGCCGCAGCAGACACAGCAAUCGCAGCCGAUAUAUGACACUCGGAAUGGAGGACACUAUGGCGCAAGCGCAGCGCUCUCUGCACAAGGAUACGCGCCUGUUCCAGAGCUAUAUGCAGGUACAUGGGCAAAUGUCAAUCAAGGCCUCCAGGGCUCUGCGCGUGAUAUCUUGACUACAUACUGGCAACAUACCAUCAACCACCUCGAGUCCGAUAACCACGACUACAAGAUCCACCAACUACCUCUAGCACGCAUCAAGAAAGUAAUGAAAGCCGACCCGGAAGUGAAGAUGAUCUCAGCUGAAGCUCCCAUCCUGUUCGCCAAAGGAUGUGACGUAUUCAUAACCGAACUGACCAUGCGCGCCUGGAUACAUGCCGAAGAUAACAAACGACGUACCUUGCAACGAUCAGAUAUUGCAGCUGCCCUGGCAAAGUCAGAUAUGUUUGAUUUCCUGAUUGAUAUUGUCCCAAGAGAGGAAGCUACUUCUCAUACCAAACGGUCAGCUCCUCCACCAACUAGUGCUGCUCAGGCGCCAGGGCCAGGCCAGAUGCCCCCUCAGCCUCCUGGUAUGCCACAGCAGCAUCCCAUGGGCCCUCCAGAGUACAGUACUAUGCAGCAUCCUCUUGGACAGGAACAGGACUACAGGCAGCCUCCAAUGUACGGUGGUGCAGUACAGUCUGACCCGGCAUACGGGCAUCCCCAACCUCAGAUGUUCGGAGAGAUGUAUGGGUAUUCUCAAUUACCCCCUCAGCAGCCUACCCCCUCAAACUUUCUUUGA
This is a messenger RNA of Microsporum canis CBS 113480, 858 nucleotides long. Its product is annotated as CCAAT-binding factor complex subunit HapE. Gene Ontology annotation, cellular component: CCAAT-binding factor complex; nucleus. Gene Ontology annotation, biological process: regulation of DNA-templated transcription. The transcript is spliced from 5 exons. Bases 1 to 858 code for a protein of 285 amino acids. Gene Ontology annotation, molecular function: DNA-binding transcription activator activity, RNA polymerase II-specific; DNA binding; protein heterodimerization activity. Lineage: Eukaryota; Fungi; Ascomycota; Eurotiomycetes; Onygenales; Arthrodermataceae. The record is from RefSeq and is a predicted model, not a curated record.